GAAAAAUUCUUCUAUAUAUAAUGUUCCAUCUAGUUGGCAAUACUUGGAAAAAUAAGUAGCAUCCAGCUAGCUAAUUCCUUAGACAUAGACUUCACACCAACCUUUACAAUUGCAUAAAAUCACUAUAACUAACUCACUCAAUCACUCUUUAAACCACUUUAACAACCUCUUCAUAACUCACUCACUCUAAUCGAAUCCUAACCGCAAAUACAAUGGAUUUUGAUAGACUUGGACCGUCCGAUCCAGGUGGUUCUUCCCGCCGCUCCACCGCACCUCUAACAAAAUCCACCACACCCAAUCCCACCCAAAAAAAUAAAAAGAAACUCAUCAUACUUUCAAUCCUCGCCGCCGUUUUAAUCAUCGCCUCCGCAAUCUCCGCCGCACUCAUCACCGUCGUUCGUUCCCGCGCUUCAUCCAAUCAAAAUUCCCCGAACCUCCGCGCCAAACCAACUCAAGCAAUCUCCCGAACCUGUAGCAAAACUAGAUUCCCCACACUUUGCAUCAAUUCACUCCUCGAUUUCCCCGGCUCCACCUCCGCCUCCGAGCAAGAACUAGUUCACAUCUCAUUCAACAUGACUCACCGUCACAUCGGCAAAGCACUCUUCGCUUCUUCAGGCCUCUCGUACACAGCAGCAAAUCCACGGGUCCGUGCUGCAUACGAGGAUUGCCUAGAACUGUUAGACGAAUCCAUGGACUCAGUUAAACUGUCUAUGGAUUCACUUAAUACGUUCUCGACUUUAUCCCGCGAUGACGACACACUGUCUAACAUCGCGGGAUCAAACGAGGAUGUGAUGACGUGGCUCAGUGCCGCGUUAACUAACCAAGACACGUGUCUCGAGGGAUUUGAAGACACUAGCGGGAGCGUGAAGGAUCAGAUGGUUGGUAAUUUAAAGGAUUUGUCGGAACUCGUGAGUAAUUCACUCGCGAUAUUUUCGGCGAGUGGUGAUGGUGAUUUCACUACUGGAGUGCCGAUACAGAACAAGAGACGGUUAUUGGAAAUUGGCGAAAUUUCGCGAGAAUUUCCGAAAUGGAUUAAGAAACGAGAUAGGAGAUUGUUGAGUUUACCGGUAUCGGAGAUACAAGCUGAUAUUGUUGUGUCUAAGAGUGGGAAUGGUACGGUGAGGACAAUCGCUGAAGCGAUUAAGAAAGCGCCGGAUCAUAGUAGCCGUCGAUUCAUAAUCUACGUGAUGGCAGGAAGGUAUGAAGAGAAUAAUUUAAAGGUUGGGAAAAAGAAAACCAAUAUUAUGUUGAUAGGAGACGGGAGGGGUAAGACUGUCAUUACAGGGAGAAAAAGUGUUGCAGAUGGCAUGACCACUUUCCACACCGCUUCCUUUGCUGCUAGUGGUGCCAGGUUCAUGGCACGUGACAUCACGUUUGAGAACUAUGCUGGACCGUCAAAGCAUCAAGCGGUGGCGCUCCGCAUCGGAGCAGAUCACGCGGUGGUGUUCCGAUGCAACAUUUUGGGGUACCAAGAUUCUUGCUAUGUGCACUCUAAUCGUCAAUUUUUCCGUGAAUGCGACAUUUAUGGCACAGUAGAUUUUAUAUUUGGAAAUGCUGCGGUAGUUUUUCAAAAGUGCAAUAUUUACGCACGAAAGCCCAUGGACCAACAAAAGAACACUAUCACGGCCCAAAAUAGAAAAGACCCGAAUCAAAAUACGGGUAUAUCUAUUCAUGAUUGUCGGAUCCUACCUGCCCCAGAUCUUGCCCCAGUUAAGGGCAGCGUUCAAACAUAUUUGGGUCGUCCGUGGAAAAUGUAUUCUAGGGCUGUAUAUAUGUUGUCGUAUAUGGGUGAUCACGUGGACCCACAUGGAUGGUUGGAAUGGAAUGGAGACUUUGCUUUAGAUACAUUAUAUUAUGGUGAGUAUAUGAAUUAUGGGCCCGGUGCCGCUAUUGGACAACGGGUCAAAUGGCCCGGAUAUCGGGUCAUUACUUCAAAUGUGGAGGCCAAUAGAUACACCGUGGCCCAAUUCAUCUCCGGUUCGUCGUGGUUACCGUCCACCGGUGUGGCAUUUUUGGCCGGGCUAUCCACUUGAUCUCCACUACAAAUAUAUAUAUAUAGAAAUACUUGACAUUGUUACUUGUUACAUAGUCCAAGCCAGUCUGUAAAAAAAAAAAUAGUUCAAGCCACCUCAAUUGGGGGGAGUAUAUGGCUUCUAUUUGUUAUAGUUUUAUUUUGUCUUAAUUGUCCCAAAAAUAUGGUUUUUUGGGCGAAAUUUAUUUUGUCAAUGAUGCUAAUAAUAAAUGUUAAGUUGUAAUCAAGCUCUAUAUAAUAAUAGGUACUCUUGUAAUUGCAUUGUUUCCUUGCCCCUCAAA
Molecule: messenger RNA, 2313 nt
Organism: Cicer arietinum (chickpea)
Lineage: Eukaryota; Viridiplantae; Streptophyta; Magnoliopsida; Fabales; Fabaceae
Product: probable pectinesterase/pectinesterase inhibitor 61
Biological process (GO): cell wall modification
Molecular function (GO): pectinesterase activity; enzyme inhibitor activity
Source: RefSeq, a predicted model, not a curated record